Cylicocyclus nassatus is the source of this 1868-nucleotide messenger RNA. The record is from the annotation of a GenBank genome assembly. NCBI's taxonomy places the organism in Eukaryota, Metazoa, Nematoda, Chromadorea, Rhabditida, Strongylidae.
AUGGCGAUUCAAACGUUUUCUGCUAUAGCGAGAAUUGAGUUAAGUGAUGAUCCCAUCGUUCACCUCUUCACCCGUCUACGAUAUGUCAACUGGAAUCUACUACACAACUGGUGCUACUGCGCUAGUACAACUGAGCUGGAACUCAGAGAACACUUUGAACAGUUCUUUACCAUCAAAGAAGUGAAAGUGAUCAGAAGCGCUGAUGGUGUCUCGAAAGGCUAUGGCUUUAUUACAUUUGAUACCGACGACGAAGCGGACUCAGUCCGUGGGAUGUCUCCAGACAAACUUGAAUUCAAAGGUCGUAAGCUGAAUCUUGGUCCGGCUCUUCGAAGAAUGUCACAGCGCUAUUCUACUGACUAUGCAAUCGCAACACCAACAGGUUUGGUACAGUCACCCACAUAUGGUUACACCUAUUCAUUUCCACCGCAGCCACCUUUUGUUAUGGUUAACGCACCACAGGCAUAUGUCUAUACGCCUGGUUCACCUGUCCCUCAGGCCAUGAUCUAUCCGGUCGCAGCACCAAAUGCUCCGGCUGCUGUAGAGCAGCCACCUGCAAAUCCUGCACCAAAUGGAACAGCUAACACACCAGACGGCUCUCCUACUCGUGCUCAGACAGCCGCGCAAAAUGCUGAACAGGGUGUGCCUGCUGCUGUGAAAGUGCCGGCAACCCCGCCCGCGACUGCUGCCAGCUCUUCAGUGUCGGUAGUGGCGGCACCAGUACCGCCACAGCAACCACAGCCUUGCAUUCAGUACCCAGUGUACGUGCAGCCGCAGGGCCCUCCAACACCGAUGACUCCAUCGGUUAUGCAUUCCCGUGGCUCUCCACCAAAUGUUUACAAUACUCCGCAAAUGACAUCGGUACCUACAGCUCCAUACUUUUCUGGCGCUGAAGCUCACAAUGUCCAAUAUCAACAGACUUUCUACUACAAUAAUACACCAAUGGCGGCAGCCGGAGAUGCGGCCAACAUGCAGAUGAUGUAUACUAAUGGGGCACCGGCUACACCCAUCUAUGGAGGUACUGAUUACAACCAGCAACCAGUCCAGCAGUCUCACGACUCGCCACCAAUAGCUCAAGGACUGUUUACGCCGUCGCCGCAACAUCAUGGAACUAAUCCUCAGGGUGGACGCUUUGUACGUACAUCUACGCGUGCAGUGAUGUCGCUGAAUGGGCAGUUUCAGUCGAUGCGCGUUUCCAGUGAUCACCCUAAAAAGGGGCAGAGCGAAGCUCUGCGUACGUCGGCGACACCCCCUGAAUCGCCUAAUUUCUAGGCACUUCAGGAAUGCCGUUACUUCCUAGGAGAGCAUACGCACCUAUUUCACCUUCACACGCAAUCAUACCGUCGCGCAGAACUAGCUGAGCGAAGCACUUUUCUUCGUUAUAUAAUCAGAAAGGCCUUUCUCAGACGAUCUUUCUAUUUGUGUCUCCUCUCAAGCUACUAUUGUUAUCGAACCUGACGGUCUCUUAGCAUUUACUUGUUUAAUCAAUAUACCUCUGUUUGACCCAUACUCGACCUCUGCCUUAGAUAUUUUUUACCCACCAUUCCAUACAUAUAUCGAUUUUAUAGUAAGAAUAAUAAUAGUUUGCUUUAUAUAGAUUUCUAGCUAUAUGGACUUUUCCCGUCUGCGUCUUUUUUGUAAACGCAUAAAACCCUUUGAGGUGUCAUUUUGACAUAUUCCUCUCCCCAUCCCACAGUAUCCCUUAUCAUACCUUUUAUCGUUGACUUGUAUCAUGUGUAUGCAAGUUUUAUCUGCGUCUAUAGGUUCGCUUUGCACAAAGUCGAAUGCGCAGUGUAAAUUCUUUUCUAUAUUCUCUUAUAGAGCAUUGUUAGAUAACAUGAAUAAUAAGUAAUAAAUGUUGUGCUCAAUGU